Messenger RNA from Nilaparvata lugens (brown planthopper), 2168 nucleotides. Its product is annotated as malate dehydrogenase. Gene Ontology annotation, molecular function: L-malate dehydrogenase (NAD+) activity. Gene Ontology annotation, cellular component: mitochondrion; cytoplasm. Lineage: Eukaryota; Metazoa; Arthropoda; Insecta; Hemiptera; Delphacidae. The coding region runs from base 615 to 1667 and encodes 350 amino acids. Gene Ontology annotation, biological process: malate metabolic process; tricarboxylic acid cycle. The transcript is spliced from 5 exons. The record is from RefSeq and is a predicted model, not a curated record.
AUCUUAUUUCCACCACUAUAAACCAAUUUCCAAAUGAAUAAAUAAAUAGAAGUAUAAAUUCAUCUUCUUUUACUAAUAAUCACAUUUCCAUAAAUCAUGAAUAAAUAUCCAGUUAUAAUAAUGUGAAUAUUAUCGCGUUUACACAAUAGCGGUCAAUCACAUUAGCUGUUCUUAAUUGCUUCAAUUAUUCUCAAAGUUUUAGCUAAAAGAGUUUUUAAAUAAUUUCAUAUUUCUAACUCAGAUAUUGCUAUAUCGAUCAAAUAAUUAAGAUGAGUAUGACCACAUAUGAUUGCUGAUUUUGCAAUUAUAUUCUCUCCAGGAAGACCAACAGCUUUCAGAAUAUUGUUCAUUGACAUUCUAUAUUUGCCUUAUUUUUGCUUAUGUUUUGCAUUAUUACAUUUCCUCGAUUACCACUUUGGAAAUAACCACAAGAUCUCAAUAUAGUGGAAGAGUAGUCGAAGAGUAAACAUCUCAUAGCGUAGAGUAGUUUCAAUAACAGUAGUAAAAAGUAGGUCAAUAACACUCUCAAACAGCAGAUACCGUACAUCAGGAUUAUAUCAAUCGGCAAUGAUUUCAUUCACCAACUUAGCCACCGUAUGUACUGAUUUUGGAAUAUGAAGAGGAGGAAGGAGAAGAGGACGGACGUCAACCGGCAGGACCAGGAAAAAAGGAUCAGCCAGCAAAAGGUGAGCGUAGUAGGUGCCGCCGGAGGUAUCGGCCAGAAGCUUUCACUGUUGCUAAAGGUGUCGCCGCAGGUAAGCGCGCUCAAACUGUAUGACGUGAUGAACUGCGCAGGCGUAGCCAUGGACCUGAGUCACAUCAACACGAGCACAACGGUGCAAGGCUUCAACGGCCAGGCCAAUCUACACCAGGCACUGCAAGGCUCCAGGAUUGUCGUCGUUACGGCAGGCUUGCCCAGGCAACCCAACCAGACAAGGGCUGAUCUCUUCAAGGUAAACGCAGACAUAGUUCGUGACAUUAUCCGCGUGGUGGCGACCGCCUGUCCAGACGCUCUGGUGGCGUUGGUCACCAAUCCAGUGAACAGCGUGGUGCCUGUCGCUGCGAGGGUGCUGCAAGACGCCGGGGUGUAUGACCCUCGGCGCCUGUUCGGCGUCACGACGCUUGACGUCGUCAGAGCCAACACGUUUCUGGGUCAGAUGUUGUGCAAGGAUCCUGCUACUCUUAAAGUUCCUGUGAUUGGAGGACAUUCGGCCGAAACAAUGUUGCCAGUUUUCUCACAGACAUCGCCCUGUUUGGACUUCAAUUCGAUUGAUUCGUUGAAAAUCAGAGAGCUGAGAGAAGAAGUACAGAAGGCUGGAACUAAGGUGGUCAAUGCUAAAGAAGGUCUAGGCUCAGCCACCCUCUCGAUGGCCUACGCAGCGGCCCGCUUCGUCAUCUCACUGUGCCGCGGUCUGAACGGUGAGAGUGACGUCAUAGAGUGCACCUACGUUGAGUCUGACGUCACCGACGCAAAAUUCUUCUCAACAGCUGUUCUGCUCGGCCCCGAAGGCGUCAAGAAGAACCUCGGCUACGGCAAGCUGAUAGAUGACGAGUGCAAACUGCUCAAUGCACUCAUGCCUCAGCUGAUUGCUGAUAUCGAGAUGGGCGAGAGCUAUGACAAGAAAUCAGCUGAUCAGGAUAAGAAGGACCCGUGCAAGAAGAAAUGAUGUGCGGAGAUGGAAUCAGCUGAUAAGAAUGACUUUUGCAAGGCGAGAUGAGCUACAAGUUUAAAGCAGCUGAUUAGAAGGAUUCUUGUAAAAGUAAUGAUGUGCGACCUACAUAAACUAAUAAUCUGAUAUAGAUGGUUCAGUCACGAGAAAAAGCUUGUAAUUGCAGCGGUCUGCAAUGAAGACUGGAGCUUUUUCUUACGACCGAACUGUAGGUAGUUUAGGUAUGGAGUUUGAGCUUUUUCUUGUGACGGAAAAUCAGAUGGUUCAGCCAUACAGACCGAGCUUUUUCUCAUGACCGAACUAUAGAGGGUUCAGCCAUGAAAAAAAGCUUGAUCCCACUGAUAAGGCCGCUACAAAUACAAGCUUUUCCUGUUGACUGAACCAUCUUUGUUAUAUAACAAAGACACUUGCAGCAAGAAGAAAUGAAGUGCUAGUUUUUUUUCAGUGGCUGACUGACUGUUUGUGUUGUUGAUAUUAAAAUAUAUUUUAGAUUCUGUU